This is a messenger RNA of Funneliformis caledonium, 1992 nucleotides long. The record is from the annotation of a GenBank genome assembly. NCBI's taxonomy places the organism in Eukaryota, Fungi, Glomeromycota, Glomeromycetes, Glomerales, Glomeraceae.
AUGAAAAGAACAGCUUCCAGUAGUUCCAUUAGUAGUAAUAAAAAGAUAGAUAAAAGAGAGAAACUUUCCCGGUUUCAACGCGUCAAAAAUGAGAAUGAAGUCUUGAAUUCAACUAUAAGCAGACAUGCCAGUGCAUUAGGAGAAAUGGAUGAGGUCUCUACGCGCGACAAUAGUUCUUAUAUUUUUUUUAUUCCGGGUUCAAAUGUUAUUUCGUCACUUCAAGAAAUUAAUAAGAUGAUAUAUAAAGAAAGGGAGAGUCUCAUAACCCUUUAUAAGCUAGAGUUUAUAGAGUCACGACUGUUCCCUCUAGUACUUUUAAACAGUCGUCUUGAAGAUUGUUCACAAAGGGAAAUUUUACGAUUAUGCGUUGAGUUGUUGACUCGAAUGACCAAAAAUUACUCAUCGGAUAAGAAUCAUAAGGAUUUGCCUUUUAUGAAGAUAAAUUCUGCUUACAAGGAAUUAUUCGUAUUAAAUCCUUCAGUGAUUCGUAACAUUCGUAUUAUGUUACAAUGGCAUUUGAAUUUGGUUAAUAGGGGUAACGAGGAUAAGAAGUUUAUUCAUUUGCUGCUUCUAACGUGUCGUAAUCUCCUAGCGAUAAAAGAUUCUCCUGGUUCUGGAAAUCUUACUGUUAAUGAAAAAUUAAAGACUCAUUUUGAUUUGAUCGUUCAAUUUUACAAUGAGAACCUGAUUGAACUCUUUACAACUAUGGCAAGUGAUAAAGAUGACGUUCUUUGGCAUACGCUUGUCUUUGAGAUUUUCUACCAUAUUCUUGAGCAUAAUGGUCCCGAGGAUCUAUUUAUAGAUUCUAAAAUGGAAGCAUCAUCUAAAGGGGUUAAACUAAUGGAACAAGUGAAGAAUAGACAGGAAGAAAUACGUAAAAAAUUUUCUAAAGUUUGUCCAAAGAUCUGGAUGGACACUAAAAAAGGUUAUGAGAAACCUGUAGAUAUUCGACAAGCUUGGGAAGGUAUUCCAAAAUUUGGUUUGAGGGAAAAGGUUGAUAAUGAGCAAAGGAUUUUGGCCGAACCUGUUAAUAAGAAAAAACGCAUCGCACUUGAUGAUCCAAUUCGGAAAUGCAUUAAAUUAACUUCACUAAAGAUUAUUAAAAGCAGCGCGUUUGAAGUUCUCAUCAGCACGAUUCAGAAAGAAAUGAAUGCUAAAAUUGACAAGCAUGAUAUAAAUAAACACAUUAGUCAUUAUUUAUAUUUAGUUGAUUAUACUUUAAAAUUUAGGAUACGGUUGGUUUCAGAGAGCUCAUCAUCCUUAAAAGAUGAAGUCUUAUUAUCAAGUGUAAAUGAGAUAUCUGAUAUUUCUCAUGUGCGACCCGCCGUAACCAUCGAAACGUUCGAAUGGAUGUUUUCUUUGUUAGUAAAACGCGAAGAUAAUGAGAACAUGUUGUCGACAAUAAAACAAGUUACACUGAAUGAGUCAAAUCGUGAAACUGUUUUGUCUAUAUUAAAAUACAUUUAUGACAACGAAAAUUAUGCGAACCGUAUUCUUGAUCUUCUUAAGGAUAUAGAAAACCUUGCUUUCAAGGAACAAGAGGCAUUGAUUUCCGUUGUUCAUUCAUAUUUAGAGGCGUUGGAUCAUUAUGAAGGAGUGAUACAAAUGUUUAAUAAUGGGCUUCAAAAAAAGUUCGUCUCUGAUGAGAUCAUAAAUAAUUAUUGUAAGGUAUUGGAGGGAUAUCGAAAAUUAGAUGAUGAAGAACUCAAAUGUAUAGUAGAAUUCUUCUAUCGUAUCUGGUAUAAAUAUGAUCUUGAAGGGAUGUUCUAUAAGAUAACGAUUAUGUACCUUUUUAAUCACAUCUUGGAUGAUCUUGGAUAUCGUCGAGGGUUGACGUUGGCUCAACAUGAACUAAUGUCAUUCAUUUUAAAUAUUAGCAACAAGUUGUUGAAUGAACUCCCAAAGAAACCUUUGUUAUAUGUUGAACUUUUUUAUCCCAAGAAUUCUGAAGAUUGUCAUUUAUUACAACAAGGAUAUAAUUUCGAGGGUUGA